AUAACUCUCAUUUCAGGUGCUCUAAUGGCCCCAUCACCUGUUUUCAGAUUUGUUUUGUUUUGAGUUUUUUUUUUUAAUCAAAGUUGUCCUCAUAAAAAACACACCAAGCCGACAAUUUUGCUGCUUUUGCUUGAACUUUUUCCCCUUUCUCUGGAGUGUUCUGAUUGGAUUUUUCAGAGUGUCGAUCGUCCCCGCCGCAAAGCUGAAGUUCAUCGUGAUCAUCUUGGCCGCCGGCAUGGUGGCCUUCAUCGGCGCCGUUAUCUGCAUCAUCGCGGCCGUCCACACCGGCACCACGAAGGCGGCGCGGUAUCAAUCGGCGGCCGACAACCGCUCCGUGUAUCCGGCCGGCGCCACCCAGCCCCCGGCGAGCAGAGGCUCGGCGGCCCGGGCCGGAUCACUGGGCGCUCUCCAUGGUUCUGAAGUGCCCAAUUCCGAGGCGCCCACCUUCCAUGGCGGACUCGGCGGUCCGGACGGGGUCAUCGGACUCACCGGGCACGACCCGGCCGUCAGUCGACUCAUAUGCACGCCGAUCCCGGCUGGAGAGUGCGACCCGAAAAACUUUCAGCAACAAGCGGACGGCCCCUCGCUGUACGUGGGGGAGGACUGGGGCUACCUCCGCACCACCGCCGACGAGCUCAGGCAGACCGUCCGGCAGCAAAAGGAGCAAAUACAGACGGACCAGCAGACCAUCAAGAAUCUCAUCGGCAAACUAUCCGAGUGCGAGGAAGGCACGAAGGGUCGGACCGACAGACGCGGGGGCGCAGUGGGCUUAUGGGGCGGCAAAAGCCCGGCUCAACUGGAGCGGGUGAUGGUGCGGGACAGCCCGGCGUCCGCCCCCGACCACAUGCUCACAGCCCGGGCUGUGGAUGAGCUGGAGCAGGCGAUCAGUCAGCUCAAAGACCGCAUAGAGCGACUGGAGGCGGACAUCAACCUGUUUCCUCACAACCAGACUGACAUCACCACCUCAGCGGUGGUGGAGGACGGAGGGAAGUCGGGAGGCCCGGAGAGGCCAUCUGACCCUCGACACAACGCUGGCUCCAACAGGCGGUGGAGGAUGGACGACUUGGAAGGGGAGCUUGAAAGGAAGGUGGAGCUGUUGGAGAAAGAGAGAAAAGCCUUGAGGCUGGAAACUGAAAGACACAGGCAGGAAAUGGACCGGGGAAUCACUGAGCUCCAACAUCGGAUCUCAGGACUGGAGGAAGCUAAUUCCUUCCCAGAGGGCUUCAGGCUGUCCUUCCCAUCGCGUACAAACUACAUGUAUGCUGUGGUAAAACAGUCAGUCCCAAAGUUGGGGGCCCUCAGCAUCUGCCUGUGGCUUCGACCGACAGAAGUAGGCAUCGGGACGCCGCUGUCUUACGCUGUUCCUGAGCAACUCAACGAACUGGCGCUGCUGCAAGGCCUGCACACGCCGAUGGAGCUGCUCAUCAACGACAAGGUGGCACGGUUACCUCUGAACCUUUCCAGAGGCAGCUGGCAGCACAUAUGUGUGACCUGGAGUCAAAAAGGAGGAGACUGGCAGGCCUACCAAGGGGGGAAGCUGAGGGGAGAAGGCCAUGGACUGGCAGCUGGACAUGACAUUAGACCAGGAGGAGUUUUAAUCCUGGGCCAGGAGCAGGAUUCCCUUGGCGGAGGCUUUGACUCAACUCAAGCUUUGGUCGGAGAGUUGUCCCAGAUGGGUCUCUGGGACCGAGUCCUAUCAACCGGCCAGGUGGCCAGCUUGGCUCGCUGUGGGAUGGUAACCCAGGGCAGCGUGGUUCCUUGGACGGAGCGCGGAAUGGAGGUUUACGGCGGAGCCACCAAGUACCCGGGGGAGCCUUGUAGUAAACACAGCCGGAGUUCAAAGUGAAAGAUGGAGAGUUUGAGGAAAAAGAGAGGGCGGGGAGACGGAAAGUUGCACACGAAAAAAUUUGAGAACGACACAUCUUUGUUAACCUAGUCUAUGUGGCAUGAGUAGGGAUAGGGAGACAAAGGCAUUAGACCAGUAGGAAGUAAAAUACAGGCUCCUCUUUGCAGCUAGUACUGCCAGAACCAAUCCCAAUAAUGUUGGUAUGUAGUCAUAUUUUACUCCACAUAGGGCCUGAUCUACUAAAAGCUAGUGUAUAUUAGAACAUGUGCAAACUUGAUAGCAUACACAAAGUCCAAGGAUUGCAUCUCUUGAAUGGUCACAGUAGAAAAGCGCAAUCCAUUUAACAUUUGUCCUCGUGAAUAAGCGGAUGUGUAGAAUCCUUGUUUCUAAACAUCGAUUUUCGCGUCAUAAUAUCACUUCCGUUCUGAGUUUUUUAAAUGAAAUUAUCAAAAAAAUACGACCUAAAUAAAACUUGUUGAAUACUCUCCUUAGCCGCAGGUACUCACUGUUUCUCUUGCCUUAACAUCACACAGUGAGUUGCAGGACAGAGAGAUAAUCAGGGCGCCAAAACAAGCUCGCUCGCUAGCAUAGUUAGCAUGAUCUAGCUAGCUUACUGGUUGUUGCCUUCGUUCCCUCUCUAAAUCCACAACGUUGACGGCUUUCUACUUUGCUGCUAAACAUAUUCGGAUGAUUACAAUCCAAUCACUGUUAGUUCCGUACCAGUUGUAGUUGUACAGUCUUUAUUAGUAGGUAUAUGUUUGACGUGACGGGUGUAAACAAAGGUCACAACACCGGAGUUCCGAUCAAAAGUUUACAUACACUUGUAAAGAACAUAAUGUCAUGGCUGUAUUGAGUUUCCAAUACUUUCUACAACUCUUAUUGUUUGUGAUAGAGUGAUUGGAGCACAUACUUUUUGGUCACAAAAAACAUUAAUGAAGUUUUUUUUUUUAAAUUAAUUUAUUAUGGGUCUACUGAAAAUCACAUGGACAAAGAUAACAACUUCUUGUCCUGUUGGAACACCCAACUGCGCCCAAGACCCAACCUCCGGGCUGAUGAUUUUAGGUUUCCUGAAGAAUUUGGAGGUAACCCUCCUUUUUCAUUGUCCCAUUUAAAGCACCAGUUCCACUGGCAGCAAAACAGGCCCAGAACUUAAGACUACCACCACCAUGAUUGACGGUGGGAACGGUGUUCCUGGGAUUAAAGGCCUCACCUUUUCUCCUCCAAAAAUAUUGUUGGGUAUUGUGGCCAAACAGCUCAAUUUUUGUUUCAUCUGACCUCAGAACUUUCCUCCAGAAGGUCUUAUCUAUGUGAUUUUCAGUAGACCCAAAAUAAAUUCAUUUAAAAAAAAAAAAACUUCAUGAAUGUUUUUUGUGACCAACAAGUAAGUGCUUCAAUCACUCGAUCACAAAAAAUAAGAGAUGUAGAAAUUAUUGGGAAGUCUAGACAGCCAUGACAUUAUGUUCUUUACAAGUGUAUGUAAACUUUUGAUCGCGACUGUAUGUUAUUCGAGGGUAGAUAGAGUUGCCAAAUGGGAAACGUUUUCUGAGUUCUCUGCUGCAUGUUAUAGAAUUUUACAUUACAUUUUGAAUGAUGAAAAUGUUAGUAAAUUAUCUACUAAAACAAACAAAAAUGUAUGUGGUACAUUACAUGGGACACAUAAGUGUCAAAAGGACAGCCAAGAAAAUCUAAAAUGUAAAAUAUAGUAAAGAAAUGCACCCAAUUGCAGGAAAUGUAGUCUUGAUUUGUGUGAUUUAUCAAGACUAAAACUGUUCUGCGGCCCUGUUUUGCAGUUAUAUCUAGCAUGUCAAAAAGUGUGUGUACACUAACUUAGGCACAAAUGGCUUUAAAAAACAAAAACAAAAAAAGGAGUUGAUCACAUUACUAAAACAAACGAUAGAGAAAUAAUCUUCCAUCCGUGUGCAUAUCAACAUAUUUGGACCGUCAAAAGUAAUAAAAAUUAGAUAUAUAGUCAAUUCAGCAAUUAUAUUUUAUAAAUUAGUAGCUGCUAAAAGACUUAAGAGGUUGAUUAAAACUAAUUUAAUUGAUUUGUUUUGGUGUCUGCUUGCAUUUUAAUAGUGUUUUUUUUUUUUCAUGUAAGUGAUAUAUUAUUGAUAUAGGAAUAUAUCUUCUGUAUGAAAAAACUUGGUGCUAUAUACAUUUUUUUGCUACUAAAUCGUUCCAGAUGAACCGUCACGACACCGGUGCCUGCCAAAACGCGCUUUUUUAGAUCCCACUUAUCACAGAUGUACAACACAUAUAUAUAUAUAUAUAUAUAUAUAUAUAUAUAUAUAUAUAUAUAUAUAUAUAUGUAUAUACACACACACACACACACACACACACACACACAGAGCUAGACCCCUGGCCAAAUUGUUUUAACCUAAUGCGGCCCCCCAGUCAAAAAGUUUGGGGAUCCCUGAUGUAAAUAGAUAAGAAUAAUGCAUAUGUUUCUUAAAUAAACAGUCAAUAAAAUUUAAGUAAACAAAAAUACAGCUGUAUCACCAUCCAUCCAUCCAUUUUCUACCGCUUAUUCCCCCUGGGGUCGCUGGAGCCUAUCUCAGCUACAAGUGGGCGGAAGGCGGUGUACACCCUGGACAAGUCGCCACCUCAUCGUAGGGCCAACAAAGAUAGACAGCCCACAUUCACACUCACAUUCAAACACAGCUUCAUCACUUAAGUCAUAAUUAUUUGCGCUCAGAGAACUUCUUUAUGAAUUUCGCUCCUGACUGUUUGUUUGAAAUUGUCAUUACUGCUGGCCCUGCUAUGAGGUGGCUACUUGUCCAGAAUGUGCCCGCCUUCUUCCCAUGUGCAGCUGAGAUAGGCUCUAGCGCCCCCCGCGACCUCGUAAAGGACAAGCGGUAGAAAAUGGAUGGAUGGAUGGAUGUCAUUACUGCUACAAGUGGUGAAAAAAUGUAUUACAACUGGGUACCGCUGCAGCCCAUACGGACCACAGCUGAGAAACAGAUCAUUUUCCGUGGCCCAACAAUGGGCUCUAUGGUUAAGAAACACUGGUAUACAUUAUAAUUGUGUGCUGCAUAUUCCACAACAUGUCAAAACAGCACAGGCUGGAUGUCUGCACGACCUUUGCACUUGCUAUCAAUUGUGCACGCAGUCUUAGUAGAUCACCUGCAUUUUUUUUUUUUUUUUACUUUGCCCAUGCUAUUCGGCACUUAGUAGAUCAGGCCCAGAAUGCACUCCAAUAAUAGCUUACAAGAUAAGAGUGUGUCAAUGCCGUGACACUUAAUAAAAAUAAAAUAUUUUGUGUGGAUUUAUAAACCAGCAAUCUAAAUGUAACCUGUUGUGUUUUACUGUUAACUAACAACUCAGCCAUUUGCCAGAUAUUACUACAAGCUGACCUGAAGUGGUCAUGUCCGUUCAGUCUAGACUAAUAAUGCAAGACGUUUAUUUCCUGUAACUGCUAGAAUGAAUCCAUCUGGGCUAUGUGAAGGUAAUUAAGGGCUCUGACAGCUGACACUAAAGGUGGGAUGAUGCAACGUGUUAAAAGGAGUGGCUAGGAGUACCAAGAAGCUGAUGGUAUUAAGAAUGCAAUGAUGAAAGGCAAGGGAAAGAGUUAUUCUGAGAGACCUGCAUGUUGAAUUCAUAAGUGUAAUGUCUUGCCAGUGCAAUGUUUAUCAUCAACUACACAAAUAAGCACAGUGCCUACCACAUCACCUUACGUCAUAUAAGUGGAUUCUAGCUCUGUAGUCUUACGAAUUAUUUGCUUUACAUGAUAAAAUUAUAUUUUUUUUAAUAUUUCCUCUGUGCACAUUUGGAAAAUCGAACCAAACACUAAUUUAUAUUGCCAUACGUUUGGCUUUCAGAACACAACAUUGAGUCUCCACAAUGGCCGUGGUAUUUAUUGUCACAGAAACCGACCAUAAUGACGAUUCCAGGUCACGCGCUUACGUGGUGCAAGUGACACAAUUCUGAAUCUUGCUCUCGAGUGGCCCAAUGCGGAUAUGGGUCAUUGCAGCAUAAAGAUUAGAUAUCCUCAGAGCUGAAUCAGGCCUCGUGCAAAGGUUGCGCCAUACAGUAAAAGAAGGGUAGGAUACUGUGUGUCCAAUGUGCGGCCCAAAGCUAUUUUUCUAACGGCCCGCGACACAUUUUAAAAAUACUAUUAAAAAAACUUAAAAAGUGGAAUAAAAAAAGCAAACGGGUGUAAUGUAAGGAGAAGUUGUUGCAUUAUUGACACUAAUAACACAAAGAUGCCAUGCAAGUAGUUUUUUACUUUAAACUGUCAUUGAUAAAAAAAAUGUAAAAAAAACAAUCAACGGAUACAUCCGAAGUUGACCCAGAGAAAAUAAUAUUUAUUGAUAUAUGACUUAUUUUUCAAGUACCUAGGAGUCUUGUUCACGAGUGGAGGAAGAGUGGAUCGUGAGAUCGACAGGCGGAUCGGUGCAGCAUCUUCAGUAAUGCGGACGUUGUACCGGUCAGUUGUGGUGAAGAAGGAGCUGAGCCGGAAGGCAAAGCUCUCAAUUUACCGGUCGAUCUACGUUCCCAUCCUCACCUAUGGUCAUGAGCUUUGGGUCAUGACCGAAAGGAUAAGAUCACGGGUACAAGCGGCCGAAAUGAGUUUCCUCCGCCGGGUGGCGGGGCUCUCCCUUAGAGAUAGGGUGAGAAGCUCUGCCAUCCGGGAGGAACUCAAAGUAAAGCCGCUGCUCCUCCACAUCGAGAGGAGCCAGAUGAGGUGGCUCGGGCAUCUGGUCAGGAUGCCACCCGAACGCCUCCCUAGGGAGGUGUUUAGGGCACGUCCAACGGCCACGGAGAAGACCCAGGACACGUUGGGAAGACUAUGUCUCCCGGCUGGCCUGGGAACGCGCCGGGAUCCCCCGGGAAGAGCUAGACGAAGUGGCUGGGGAGAGGGAACUCUGGGCUUCCCUGCUUAGGCUGCUGCCCCCGCGACCCGACCUCGGUUAAGCGGAAGAUGAUGGAUGGAUGGAUGGACUUAUUUUUAGCACAGUGGUAGCUUUUUGGAUGCCUGAGAUUAUUUUUACUUUUCCUUUUUUUUUUUAUAACUGUCAUUGUUCGAAAAAUACUAAUGAACCAAAAUCAAUGUUGUCGUGAAUUAUUUACCUAUUUAAAAGACUGCAUUUUUUUUAAUUUUGCCUAUUGUUCACAAUCAUUAUGAAAGACAUGACGGAUUUAUUUAAAAAAAAAAUUAUUCUAAAGGUAAAUAAGUCAGCUUACAGUGGAGCCAAAAGGGGUGUCCUCUAUUUCGUCCAUAAAAUGUGAUAAAUAACCAUUCAAAAAGCGCCAACAAUAUCCCAUUUCCAUUUCCUGACUUGAAUAUUAACCAAGUAUUAGUGAUAUUGUUACUAUAAGCGCUAGCGCUCACAAACCAUGUAUAGUGGUGGCAUGAUCACUAGUUUGCGUGCCAAUUUUGACAUCAUCAAUUGGUCAGCUGCAUUCUUACUUUACUGCUCGUGGAAAUUUAUUGUAGAUCAUAUAUCAUUCCUAUCACCUGGAUAGCAGAAGGAUGAGGAUGUAAUACACUUUGACAGUGAAUUUAAAGGGACACAAAAAGAAGUUUGGUCCCACUCUCCUUUUAUUUGCAAGGAUUUUGAGUUAGUUAAUUAUAUUUAUAUAGCGCUUUUUCUCUAGUGACUCAAAGCACUUUACAUUGUGAAACCCAAUAUCUAAGUUACAUUUAAACCAGUGUGGGUGGCACUGGGAGCAGGUGGGUAAAGUGUCUUGCCCAAGGACACAACGGCAGUAACUAGGAUGGCGGAAGCGGGGAUCGAACCUGCAACCCUCAAGUUGCUGGCACGGCCACUCUACCAACCGAGCUAUGUGUUUCAAGUCUGCAGUGAGUAAUGAUCAGUGAUGUAGUUGAAAACAAGGCGAACGUUGCGAUGCGUUUUUUUAAAUUAAUGCGCAUGCUUAAAAUGAUCAAAAUAUGUAAAUAUGAAAUGUUAAUAUAAAUGUGCCUGUUACUAAAUUACAUAUACGCACAUGUACAUAAAACCUAAUGGAGGUGUUUGGAUGUUAUUUUAAGGGUUUUAUAGGCAGAAUAGAGCUGCCCCCAUAGACUCCAUUGUAAGUGGACUUUGAUCGCAUUUAUUUAAAGGCCUCCUGAAAUGAGAUUUUCUCAUUUAAACGGGGAUAGCAGGUCCAUUCUAUGUGUCAUACUUGAUCAUUUCGCGAUAUUGCCAUAUUUUCGCUGAAAGGAUUUAGUAGAGAACAUCGACUUUUGGUCGCCAAUAAAAAAGCCUUGCCUUUACCAGAAGUCACAGUCGAUGACGUCACCCGUGUGAGGGCUCCUCACAUCCUCAAAUUGUUUAUAAUGGGAACCUCCAACAAAAAGAGCUAUUCGGACUGAGAAAACGACAAUUCCCCCAUUAAUUUGACGAGCAUGAAAGAUUCGUGGCUGAGGAUAUUGAUAGCGAAGGACUAAAAAAUAAAAUAAAAUAAAAUAAAUAAAGUUUAAAAAAAAAAGGUGAUUGCAUUGUGAGCGAUUCAGAUGUUUUUAGACACAUUUACUAGGAUAAUUCUGGGAAAUCCCUUAUCUUUCUAUUGUGUUACUAGUGUUUUAGUGAGAUUAUAUAGUACCUGAUAGUCGGAGGGGUGUGUCCACGGGUGUGUUGACGCCAGUCUUUGAGGGAAUUAGUCACGGCAGCAGCAGCACGACGGAAGUUCCACUGAUUUCCGGUAAGAGGCGACUUUUUACCACAAUUUUCUCACCAAAACCUGCCAGUUAACAAGUAGUCGGGAUCCAUGUUUGCUUGACCGCUCUGAUCCAUAGUAAAGCUUCACCUCUGGAAAUUUUAAACAAGGAAACACCGUGUGUUCCCACCUCCAUCUUUUUACUUUGACUUCUCCAUUAUUAAUGAAGAAAUUGCAAAAGAUUCAGCAACAUAGAUGUACAGAAUACUGUGUAAUUGCGCGAUGAAAAGAGACGACUUUUAGCCGCUAGUGGUGCUGCGCUAUGUCCCCUCCAACUCGAGACGUCAAACGCACACGUCAUCAUUCCCCGACGUUUUCAACAAGAAACUCCACGGGAAAUUUUAAAUUGCAAUUUAGUAAACUAAAAAGGCUGUAUUGGCAUGUGUUGCAAUGUUAAUAUUUCAUCAUUGAUAUAUAAACUAUCAGACUGCGUGGUGGGUAGUAGUGGGUUUCAGUAGGCCUUUAAUAUACUGUAUAGUUCUUGUCUUACAUAUUGAUUGUGAAUAAUCGAUUAAAUAAAAGUGUGUUUCCAUUUAAGGGUCCAAUUAUUUCACAAUUAAAUAUUCCAAUGAGUAAAUAUAUGUUGUGUUUUUCCUAGUAAAUCAAGGUUUUGACGACACAUAAAAAAUAGUUAUAACUUCAUGUCGACGGAUGUAUCUGAAGUUGAACCAUAGAUAUUGAAAGUAAAAAAGAGAUAUUAUAAUAUUACCCUUUUUAACACUUUAUUGACUGAGACCCAAUAGGGUGCCCAGGACCUUUAACAUUAACUAAAACUGAGGGAAGCCCUAAUCUUUAAUUUUUCAGUGGAAAUAGUCUGUGGAUCAUGUCAACACGGGUAUAAUAAAACAACACAAAUAACGGAGUGCUUGCAUGCAAAAACACGUGGAGACUCUCCAUAAUGAAAUCCACAUUUGUGAUAAACCGACAACCCUCGGCUUCUUCUCAUCUCCUGCCUGAGCUUGUCGCGUCUGAAAUAUUUCCAGAAUCAUGUGAAAUGUCAUCCUCAAGUACACAAUGACAGGUGACAGAAUUUUUCAAAAACAGCGCCUGUCAACAGCAGAUAUAAAUAUACUUCAGUGUGAAUCCGGCACCCACGUUGACAUCUUUCAAAUUCCAUAUUGUUCAGUCGGAAAAACGACAAUGUAUUCUCUUCACGUUUAGCGCCAAUGUUUCGUCCCUGCAGAUAGUUUAAGUGGUUUGAUACAGGAAAAUAAAAGAUGAAUGCCAAAUCAUCAUGUGCCUAAUAUCGUGUCCAUGGUUGCUUUCCAGUGUGCAAUGUUGAUAAGAAUCCUUGCCUGCUUAUUUAUGUCACAUCUUGUCGGAACAUUUUGAUCGUGUGGUGACAUUAAAACGUGGCACUGAAAAAUAAGCCUUUAAAGUCAUUUGGGAAUCUAUUCCCUUGUUAUUCUGUCCAUUAAUACUGGAUUGACAUGUCUUGGUCUGUGUUGUAUUGAUGUUUACUGUCAUUUAUUACAAUUAAAUUACAGAUUUUCCACAACUAGAA
Molecule: messenger RNA, 10010 nt
Organism: Nerophis ophidion (straightnose pipefish)
Lineage: Eukaryota; Metazoa; Chordata; Actinopteri; Syngnathiformes; Syngnathidae
Product: neuronal pentraxin-2-like
Exons: 5
Coding region: 236-1846 (536 amino acids)
Source: RefSeq, a predicted model, not a curated record